AGGAUGUGACGUAGGAGGACAAGCCAGGGUCAACAACAUGGCUGCGCCCAUGGAAUGAAGUGCAGCGAUUUUCGAUGGCAGCAUGGCGCUUGGUGUGAUCAGUAUCGUGCGAGGCUCCUGCCAUUAACAAGCGUCCGAGGCUGUGCAUUCUAGGAUCAGAUUUCGGUAUGAAUUGCCAAAAAACAUUAACGAUGCUGCCGAGCCUCCAUCGCAUGGUCACCGCGCGGCCCGUGACACUGAACAGUGGCCUCUGCCGCCGGGGACUGUGGUCAUUGGAAAGUGCAUUCAUGCAGAAGAGGUCCUAUGCGCCCUCUAUUGAAAGAAAGAGGUUCUAUGAAAAUGUCAGCAUCUCUCAGGGUGAAGGAGGAUUUGAGAUUAACCUUGAUCAAAGGAAGUUAAGGACCCCCCAGGGGAAGAUCUUCACUGUCCCAAGUGAACCCUUAGCAACAGCUGUGGCGGCUGAGUGGGACGUCCAGCGCGAGACGAUCAAAUUCUUCACAAUGCAUCUGACCACUCUGUGUAACACGGCCCUGGAUAACCCCACACAGAAGAGUAAGGAGGCGCUGAUUGCGGCCUCGCUGAAGUUCCUCGACACAGAUACUGUAUGUUACAGAGUAGAGGAUCCGCCCGCACUGGUAGAGCUACAGACAAACGAAUGGGACUCUGUACUGAAGUGGGCAGAAAAUAGGUACGACGUUGAGAUCAGCUCUUCCACCAGCAUCAUGGGUCCGGUUAUUCCAGAUCACACCAAAGAGGUGUUUCAUCGGCAUCUGGCCUCCUACAACUCCUGGUCAUUGCUAGGCAUCGAGUUCAUGGUGACGCAGCUGAAAUCAUUCGUACUCGCCAUGGGCCUUUUAGACCGAUACCUGACUGUGCAGAAGGCCGUGCUGCUGUCCCGCCUGGAGGAGGAGUAUCAGAUCCAGCGCUGGGGUAACGUGGAGUGGGCUCACGACUAUGAGCUGCAGGAGUUGCAGGCUCGCACGGCCGCAGGCACCUUGUUCGUCCAUCUCUGUUCAUCAAGCUCCAGUAUUAAACACAAGCUCCUGCAGGACUGACCCCCCCCCCCCCCGAGAUCCUAACUUAUCACGUAUCAGACACCAAAAGCCCCAAAAAACUGUUCCAGUUAGUCUACCGUUUUGUGUACACAGCCCCUAGACAGAACGCCGGGGCAGAUUUCCUAAUGCUGUGGAUGGUAUCCGGACCUGAAGGUGGGGCAGGGAUAGGCUAUUGGUUGGCUUAGUUUGAGACGGAAUUGUGGCACUGACUAUUACAUAUUAGACCACACCCCUUUCCCACAAAGCCACACCCUUCCCCUUAAACCACACUUCCUUGCUGGGCUAGGCACGGAUCAUUUUUCUAAACCUAAAUGUACCAGUUUUGGUGUUUAGAAUCUAGGCGCACUCACGUUGGUAAACAUGGCCCUCUGUCUCCAUGGUUACAGACUACAAACAAAUUCUGUGUAGUCAGCUGUCCCCUACAUUCCUAACAUACAAUAAAGUAGGGGGCGGAGGAAACGAAGCGACCUGCAGGACCUGACUACACAGGGUUGUUUGUAGUCUGUAGCUAUGGAGACGCAGAGGGCUGCCGAGGAGCUGUGUACAGAAAAGGGUUGAAGACUGUUAGUCAAUAUUAACUGAUUGAUUCCUGUUUUUUUUUGUUAUUUAUGAUCC
Messenger RNA from Bufo bufo (common toad), 1670 nucleotides. It is a transcript of the gene ATPAF2, whose product is annotated as ATP synthase mitochondrial F1 complex assembly factor 2. Gene Ontology annotation, cellular component: mitochondrion. The transcript has 9 exons. The coding region runs from base 168 to 1055 and encodes 295 amino acids. Gene Ontology annotation, biological process: mitochondrial proton-transporting ATP synthase complex assembly. Lineage: Eukaryota; Metazoa; Chordata; Amphibia; Anura; Bufonidae. The record is from RefSeq and is a predicted model, not a curated record.